AUGGCGGUAGGUUAUUCCGCCGCCCUUGCUGCCGUCAGAAGCUACCGCCGUCCAGCCAGCUGCUACAGUGGUCAUCGCCUGUCAUCGCCGCUGCUGCUUGGGGCUGACUGCCGGGUUGCCGCCGAACCGAUUCGGAGACCGCCGCUGUUUCGGUUCAGCCGUUCCUCCUUCGGUUCGCCACUAAGUUCUCUUUCUCCUUCACAAGUUCAACACACACAGUUUCCUUUGUUAUCCCUGAAAGAAAGAAGCAAAGAAAAUGAAAAGGGGAAUAAGGGAAAAGGAGAUCCGGAGGAAGAAAGAGCACCGGGCAAGCAGCAGCUCGCCGGCCAGCCGCGCUCUGCCGCCACGUCUAGCUCGCCGUUGAUCGCGCUCCCGUUUGCCACCACCACAGCGCCGAUUGCGCCGUCGCUAGGGAGAACAGAAUCGAGAAGGGGUUGGCUCGUGAAUGUGGGUGGUCGUGGGCUCGGGGCCGCCACGUCUCCAUCACCACCGCGUCCACGCCGUGCCGCCGCCACUGCUAGGGUUUGCCGCCGCCACCUUAUCACCGCCGGCAGGCACAGAAGGAGAGAGAAAUUGGAGUUUUGCACAGCAGGGAGAGAGGGAGAGCGCGACAGGGGAAGCCAUCUUCGCCUGAGCCACCGUCGCCGGACCUCCUUGCCGUCGCCGAACCUCCUUGCCGUCGCCACAGAAGCUGCCUUCGUCGAUGCCGUUGGAGGCAUGAACGGGAGGAGAACGCGCAGGAGGGAGCUUACAGAGAGGGUGAUGCGCGAUGGCGGUAGGUUAUUCCGCCGCCCUUGCUGCCGUCAGAAGCUGCCGCCGUCCAGCCAGCUGCUACAGUGGUCAUCACCUGUCGUGAAUGGCUGCCGGAACCACACCGGAGCCUCUGGCCGUUUCUGUCACUUGAGACCCCGCUGUCGUCGCCGGAAAAUUCUGCCGAUCGCCGCUGCUGCUUGGGGCUGACUGCCGGGUUGCCACCGAACCGAUUCGGAGACCGCCGUUGUUUCGGUUCAGCCGUUCCUCCUUCGGUUCGAGUUGUUGAGACUGUUGCGAAAGUGGCUUGGAACCGAGGUUUUGGCUGCCGGGAUUUUGAUUGUUGAUUUUGGGUCAAGGCAGAAAGGAUUAUGUGACGCGUUUGGGCUAUGGUUUUGCGUUUUGAGGUAGGGGCGCUUUCCAAAAACUAUAUUUUAUAUGCCGGAAUUAUUACAUAUGGGUACUGAUGUGAGAUAAUGUAUUUGGUGAUUGUAUAAGCCUUAUGUGAUGUUGAUUAUCCUGGAUGAAUGUAAUUAUAUGUUUGAAUGGAUUAUUAUUUGGUUUUGAUGAACGAACUGUUGUGUGGUUUUGUGAAACAUAAUGCCGUCCAAGUUGAUUCUUUAGAGAUUUGAAAUAUGAGUUUAAUCCGUUGAGGAUUGGUUUGAAUUGAGUCAAUUAUUUUGAUGAUGUGAAAGAUAGAAUACUCUUGAAAUUCAGCCUG
This is a messenger RNA of Arachis duranensis, 1471 nucleotides long. RefSeq lists its product as uncharacterized. The record is from RefSeq and is a predicted model, not a curated record. Bases 1 to 960 code for a protein of 319 amino acids. NCBI's taxonomy places the organism in Eukaryota, Viridiplantae, Streptophyta, Magnoliopsida, Fabales, Fabaceae. The transcript is spliced from 5 exons.